AUGUCUAGCUUGCGAAUCCUUUCGCGAAAUUACCCUGAACGUACUCUAGCUUUGGCCACUAGCGACUACGUUCUAAUUUUCAAGCAUAGCUCUACAAUCUCCAAACCCAGCACCCAACGGCGAACCGAUCAACCACGUUGUUUAGUUGAAUUUGUUAGUCAGUCAGACGUAGAGUUGAGCAGCUAUCGAAGACUAGGCGAUGGGUACGGUACUCUUGGAUUGAUUACUCUUGGAGACGAGGUUUUUCUUUCCGUUGUCACUGCCCGUUCCAAAGCCGCAACGAUCAGGCCCGGGGAGAAUAUUUCCCGAAUUGACAACGUGGAUUUCUUCUGCCUGAACCACUCAGAAUAUGAGGAUGGCUUUGAACCCGAGAUGGGAUCGUCCCCUACCACUGACGACCUAUCCCAUAUCGCUGGCCUGGACGCCAAAGAGCUGGUUGCGGAACAUCCCUUUCUAGCUCUGAAAAAGCUUCUCAGUGACGGCAGCUUCUACUAUAGCCUUGAUUUCAACUUGACAGACAGGCUACAGGACCGCUCGGACAAGUCGGCAACUUUCGACAUUGAGUCCCUCGAUGAAGACAUGCUCUGGAAUUCGUACAUGAUCCACCCUCUUCUUCUUUUUAGGAGUCAUCUAUCGCCCUCCGAAAAACAGCAGCUUGAUUCUUGUCAGAUCCUGACCUGUGUGAUAAGGGGUUUCGCCAGUACCUUAACCAUUCCGGCAUCCGUCCCUAUCUUGCCUCAAUUAAAAACUCAUUACCCUUCUACGCUAAGCAUAAUAUCACGACAGUCUUCUCGACGUGCUGGGACAAGGUUCAACUCCCGCGGCAUCGACGAUGAUGGCAAUGUCGCAAAUUAUGUUGAGACCGAAACAGUGUUCUGGACGCCGCCUGGCAUCACGUUCUCUUAUGUCCAGGUUCGUGGAUCAGUGCCAAUAUUUUGGGAACAGGCAACGGGAUUUCUUCCCGGCCAGCAGAAAAUCGACGUGACCCGAUCUAGCGAGGCAACGCAGCACGCAUUUGACAAGCAUUUUGAGGGGCUUGAAUUAGAAUAUGGUGCAAUUCAUGUUGUUAAUCUCCUCAGUGAACUGAAGCCCGCAGAAUCAGAUCUUUCGGCGAAAUACCGAGAGCAUAUCAGGAAAAGCCCCCUCAACCAAAGGAGAGGGCUGGGUAGCUUCUCAGACCACACACUCCUACGUGCUACGGAGUUUGAUUUUCAUGCAGAAACCCGUGGCCCGCUGGGCUAUGCAGCUAGCACCCUUGUCAAACAUGAGAUCUCACAUUCUAUGGAUGGCUUUGCAUUCUUCUUGUCCGAGAAUGGCUCUGCAAUAAGAUCCUCGAAUGAAAGCCAGGCAAUGCCUAUGGGCUCUUCUACCGUUCUCCAACAGGAGGGUGUCUUUCGGACUAACUGCUUGGAUUGUCUUGAUAGGACUAACCAUGUGCAAAACAUCAUUAGUUCAAUGGCCCUUGAAUCUUUUUUCCUCCAACAGGGAGCGAACUUGGGCCCUGAUAUACAGCUCAGGCAUUCGACUCUUUGGGCUGAUAAUGGAGACGCACUGUCUAAGAUAUAUGCCGGUACAGGAGCUCUGAAAAGUUCUUUCACACGUCAUGGAAAGAUGUCACUUGCUGGCGCACUUGCAGAUGCUCGCAAAACCGCUACUCGACUUUAUAUCAACAACUUUUCAGACAAAGCGCGGCAAAAAACGAUCGAUCUUUUGUUGGGACGUCUUACGGACCAAGGAACGGUGCAUCUUUUUGACCCGAUUAACGACUUGGUUUCGACCGAACUAAACCGGCGGGCGUCAGAAUACACUUUUACCAAAUCGAUCAAGAUUUGGACUGGAACGUUCAAUGUGAAUGGCCGGCACCUGGGAGCAGAUGUCGAUUUAGCAGCAUGGUUAUUGCCAGAGCUUGAAACCAACGACCCCAUGAUAUUCGCUGUUGGAUUCCAGGAAAUAGUUACGUUGAGUCCCCAACAAAUAAUGUCCACUGACCCAUCCACUCGUAAAACCUGGGAGGCCGCGGUUGGGAAAUGUCUGAAUAGCUCUGCGAGGUCCAGGGGAACUGCGAAAUAUGUUCUUUUACGAAGUGGCCAACUAGUUGGCGCUGCCCUGGUCGUAUUUGUGAGAGAAGAUGUUCUGAAGGAGAUAAAAAAUGUCGAGGGGAGUGUGAAGAAGACAGGUCUUUCCGGAAUAGCCGGCAACAAGGGAGGCUGUGCCAUUCGCCUGGAGUAUUCCAACACUCGAAUCUGCUUUGUUACCGCGCAUCUCGCUGCGGGGUUUGCCAAUUAUGAUGAAAGAAACAGGGACUAUGAAACCAUAUACCAUCGCCCAGUUUGGGCCACCUUCCUUUGCGAAAUCAGCACCAUUGAUGAAAAUGCAAAGAGCGAGCUUAGACACACUCUUUACCAUCAGAAACGGAGCAACAAAGGUGAUAUAGUGACUGGUCUUGGGGAAAGACUGAAGCUAAAUGACGAGGAACUUGCAAACUUUGAUUCUGUUACGCUGGGGCUUCCGCCGGCCAGUUCAGACCAUCAGAAGUGGUGGUUAAAUCACGGUGACCCCGUGAAGUCGAACGUGAAGCCCCCUAAUGAUGGAUAUAUUCUUAACCGCUACCGUAGGUCCAACCCUUUCUCAUCAGAUAGCAACCCCGACUGGGUCGUUGGACUUCAGCAAGGUGGAUCUACAUCCAGACCUCUACCGCUUCCAAGGAGGAAUGUCUCAAAACUCACAAACCGGCCAAGGUCAGGCAGCGGCACGAGGAGUGGAAGUUAUUUGGAGAGACCGGAACGUGAAGACAUGGCUGCUAUGCACAGGAGCCAAUCACGCAAUACGAAGGCCAUUCCCCCUAUUCCACGAAAGCCAGUCUUACUUGCCACGGCCAUUGGACAACAGCACGGGAGCAGUUCGCAAUCCAGUGGUCUUGAUUCGGGAGAAGAUGCAGUGCAUGGAUCUGGCAGCAUUUUGGACGAUACCCCCGAUACAAAGAUCAACUGGAAACCUCUUCUGCCUCAGUGA
Molecule: messenger RNA, 3012 nt
Organism: Aspergillus affinis
Lineage: Eukaryota; Fungi; Ascomycota; Eurotiomycetes; Eurotiales; Aspergillaceae
Product: SacI domain and endonuclease/exonuclease/phosphatase family protein
Exons: 6
Coding region: 1-3012 (1003 amino acids)
Biological process (GO): phosphatidylinositol dephosphorylation
Cellular component (GO): endoplasmic reticulum
Molecular function (GO): phosphatidylinositol-4-phosphate phosphatase activity
Source: RefSeq, a predicted model, not a curated record